GUAGAAUCAACCAAUAACCGGUGUCCGUAGUAUUUCAACCAAUAUGGCUGAAAUAUUACGGGCGCUCGUUAUUUACUACCUGUUGUUGGCCAUUAUGAGAUGAGUGAGAAAACUUGUCCGGUGCCAUUAUAAUUUACGAAGCGAAGUGUACGAGUUCUGGUAUUGUAGACACAAAGCUUUAAAGAGAAAGAAAAAAAUAUUAGAUAUUUUGAUUAUUACGAUGUAUACUAUUUCGACGGACGAAGAAAAAAAGAUUUUCCACUUUUUAAAAUCGCACGGCUGCUGUUUAAGAUGUUGUUUACGAUUUAUUGGAUAUCGUACAUCAGAAUGUUAUUGCAAGCCUUUUGAAUUUGCAGCACGAAUGGAUAAUUUUGAUACAAGAGAUUAUAUUUCUUCGGAAGAAACACCUUGUGUUGUAUGUUUAGGAGUACUUCAAGAUAAGACACAAGAAAAAGUAGUGAUAAAGAUAAUAGAGGAAGUAAAAAAAAAAGGUUACGAUUGUACAACUUUUACUUGUGCAUUGACUGUUCCUGUAUCAGUGAAACUCAGAGAACAUAUAUUGUAUGCUCAUAUGUCUAAAGAGUUGGACAUUCACAAAUCUGUUGUAGAUGCUCUUAGAACAAGAUUACAAAAUAUCAAAGAUACCUGGAAAUCAUUUAUGAUUCCAAAACUUGAACAAGCUAUGAAAAAAUGUGCAGAUCUGUUGACACCAUCGCCUUUUCUCAUUGAGGUUUUCUUAGCGUAUGCUAAUGAUGAAAUAAUAUUUAAAGAAUUAAUGAACAAACACAAAGAAGGUAGUAAUAAACAAAAAAGAAGAAAAUUCAAUGAUAACAUAUUUAGUAGGAAGAAUAUUGAAACUUUACUCCUUGAAACAACGGAUGAACAACUUGUACAACAUUUUAAAAUGUCACAAAUUGUAUCAAAAAUGUUUGUUUCUGUAGACAAUAUUUUGUGUUCUCAUAGCAGUAUUUUCAUAGGAGGAUGUUAUAACAAAUUCUCAAGGAAACUUAGUCAGACUCCCUGGUUCAUAAAUGGUGAAAAAAAAGUGGAUACCUCGGUACAAGACUUACUGUGCAAUCUUAUUGCUGAAACUAUGAAGGCAGAAUCAAUAAAAUUUUUAUCAUCAGGAAGAGAAGAUGUUGACGUACGAAACAUAUAUAGUGGCCGACCAUUCGCGGUUGAGUUGGUAAAUCCUCGUAUGACAAAUAUUACAAAUGAACUUUUAAGACAUUUAGCUGCCAAUAUCAAUCAGUCAACUAAACAGGUCCAAAUAACAUCAGGUUUAAAAGUUCUUUCAAGGUUUGAUUUGAAAAAGCUUAAAGAAGGUGAGAAUGUUAAAACAAAGUUUUAUCGUGCCUUAUGCGUUUGUCAAAGCACGAACGGCGGUAGUUUGUCACAAUUGGAAACUCUAAAUGAAUUGAAGAAUAUAAAAAUCAUUCAGAAAACACCAAUAAGAGUGUUGCAUAGGAGGCCUUUAAGUCCACGAACGCGCAUCAUUUACGAGAUGCGCGUACGCUGGGCAAAACCGCAUGAACUGAAGAAAUUAUUACAAGUUUCCGUUGAGAAUACCGAUAAGUUUUUUAUUCUCGAUGUUAAAACACAAGCGGGUACAUACGUGAAGGAAUUCGUACAUGGUGAUUUUGGUAGGACUAAGCCGAGUUUAUGUGAUUUUCUCAAUGCUGAAGUGGAUAUUGUAGCGUUAGAUGUCACGGGUAUUAAUUUGCAAUGGCCAUAACAGUAAAUAAUUGAUACAUUUAAUCUUACAUCUGAUUAAAAAAUUAUCGAAUAUGAAAUGUGUGUUAUAAAAAUGAAUAAAAGUUAUAAAAAUAAUAA
Formica exsecta is the source of this 1833-nucleotide messenger RNA. It is a transcript of the gene Pus10, whose product is annotated as putative tRNA pseudouridine synthase Pus10. Bases 221 to 1735 code for a protein of 504 amino acids. The record is from RefSeq and is a predicted model, not a curated record. Gene Ontology annotation, molecular function: pseudouridine synthase activity; RNA binding. The transcript has 7 exons. Gene Ontology annotation, biological process: tRNA pseudouridine synthesis. NCBI's taxonomy places the organism in Eukaryota, Metazoa, Arthropoda, Insecta, Hymenoptera, Formicidae.